AUGGCUUCUCCUUUAGUAUCAGUCGUAGAGCGUCCGAGCCCAUCUGUGGCCCUGAAGAGGAUUAUUGAUGCAGAAUGUGAAAAGUACAAAGCUGGAGAGAAAAGCGCUAUUGAUGGACGCAUCUUUGUCCCUCAUCACAAUGUGCAGCUAGACUACGUGCUCGGGCCCAUAUUCAAAGAGAUCCUUACUGAACUCCCAGCCCUUGCUUCAACCAACAGUUGUGUAGAAGAUGAGAGACUAGCUCUUCUGAAGUUCAAACUUAGUCUCACAGACGCUUCGCUUCAAUUGUCAUCUUGGCAUGGCCAAGAUUGUUGCAACUGGAAAGGAGUACAAUGUGAUGGAAUUACUGGCCAUGUUGUCAAGCUUGAUCUCCAUGUUGACACUUAUAACAUGAUGAUCAACUCCUCUGCCCAGUUAGCGACUAAUAAAGUAGACUCUUGUUUGCUUGAAUUGAAAUAUCUGAAUCACUUCGACUUAAGUGGAAACAAAUUUCAAGGUAGCCGAAUCCCCGAGUUCUUUGGAGCGAUGACAAAGUUGAGGUAUCUCAAUUUGUCUGAUACAGGGUUCAGUGGAAUAGUUCCCCAUCAUCUCGGAAAUCUUUCUAGCUUGCGUGUUCUUGAUCUUAAGUAUAGCUUCGACAAUGAUCACGCAUUAAUUAUAGAUGAUCUCACAUGGGUGUCUCGUCUUUCAGCAUUGCAAUACCUUGACAUGAGUAGAGUGAAUCUUAGUGAAGCGCACAAUUUGCACAAGGUACUAAACAUGCUUCCUUCUUUACAAGAGUUGCGUUUGUCAUAUUGUGGACUUGAUAAUAGUCAUUUAUCUCAUAUGUAUGUGAACUCUACAGUUUCUAAUGUUCAGUACCUAGAUCUUGGUCAUAAUUCAUUUCAAGGUGAAUUUCCGAGUCUCCUUAGUAACAUGACUUCUUUAAGAGUCCUUGAUCUUUCUUUCAAUUAUUUUAAUUCUUCUAGUCGUCUCUAUCUCGAAAACCUUAAGAGCCUUGAACAUCUCAAUCUUGGCUCCAAUGAAUUUAACCACAUUGGUGGGUUUCUGAGGCUCUUGUCGAAUCACUGUAGCUUGAAAUCAUUUGAUAUGAGUCAAAACCAAAUCAAUGGAAAGGAGAUGUCCAUACUUGACAAAAAUUUAUCUAGAUGCACCACGUAUGAUUUAGAGACAUUGAUUUUAAGUGCUGAUAGAUUCACUGGUCAUUUACCGAAUUGGCUGGGACAACUUAGGCAUCUGAAAGACCUUGAUCUUUCAGGUAACUCAUUUAAUGGUUCGAUUCCAGCAUGUUUGGGAAGAUUGUCAUACUUGCAGAAUUUACUCCUUGGUGGUAAUCUGUUGACUGGGGUCAUCCCACCAUCACUAGGGAACUUGUCAACCUUGAGAGUAUUAGAUCUUUCUUCCAAUCAGUUAAAUGGGACCAUUCCUAUUUCUAUUGGACGACUAUCAAACCUCAAGACCUUAGAUGUCUCUUUUAAUUCCCUAGAAGGUGUAGUCUCUGAAGCUCAUUUUGCCAACCUCUCAAUGUUAGAAGAAUUGACGAUAAGUUCUAACCUCUUGACAUUGAAGUUGAGAUCUGAAUGGAUACCUCCUUUUCAAUUGAAAAUCAUUUCACUCUGGUCUUGCAAAUUGGGGACUCAAUUUCCUCAAUGGCUUCAAACACAAAAGAAAGUUGUUGAUCUGGAUCUUUAUAAUACGAGCAUAUCAGGAACCCUACCUGAAUGGCUUCAUGACAUGCAUCUCUCGAUAUUGGAUCUCUCUAAAAACCAUAUCUGUGGACCAAUUCGAAACCUUCCUUCCACUUCAUACAUAGUUGAUCUCUCCAAUAACUUAAUUUCAGGACCUCUUCCUCAAAAUAUUGGAGAUAUGGUGCCUACUUUGUCAUCUUUGUAUAUGGUUGGUAAUUUGAUAAAUGGUUCUAUUCCAAAGUCAUUCUGCAAAAUUCUAAAUUUGGGAUAUCUCGAUCUUUCUAAAAAUAUGUUAUCUGGAAAUCUUCCUCAUUGUUUGGGGGAACUCUCGAACCUAUACAUUUUGAAAAUUUCAUCCAACAAGCUUUCAGGGGUUAUUCCAAACUCUAUUGGACAUUUGACUACUCUCAGAGGGUUAUAUUUGAACAACAAUAGUCUUUAUGGAGAGGUUCCUUCCGCUUUGAGACUUUGCAGAAGUUUAGCAUAUUUGAAUCUUGGUGAGAACGGAUUCACUGGAAACAUACCUAGAUGGAUUGGAGAACUUAAAGACUUGGCCAUUUUGAGAUUGCAUAAGAAUAGGUUCAAUGGCAGUAUUCCUUCGCAGUUAUGCCAACUGCCUCAACUCCAAAUCAUGGACCUUGCAGAUAAUGAUUUAAAAGGGACCAUCCCUCGUUGUUUUGGCAAUCUCAAUGGCAUGAUUUUGAAUGAAUAUGGUACACAAUAUAAUUUAGGAGGAUGGUUGUAUGAGAACGUAAGGCAAGUCAUGAAAGGAAAUGAACUUGAAUACACCAGUGCACUAUUGUAUGUCGUCAACAUGGACCUUUCAAAGAAUAAUUUGAUUGGAAUGAUCCCUGAAGAACUAAUGCUUCUUUCUGGUUUGCUUGGGCUUAAUUUUUCACAUAACAAUCUGACAGGAAGCAUCCCUAAGAAUAUCAGUGGCUUAAAGUCGUUGGAAUCUCUUGAUUUCUCUAACAACCAACUUUCAGGCACAAUUCCGGAGAGCAUGUCUGCUUUGAAUUUUUUGAGCCACUUGAACCUGUCAUACAACAACUUCUCCGGACAUAUUCCAACUGGAAAACAACUCCAAACUCUUGUUGAUCCUUCUAUUUACAUUGGCAACGAUGAACUCUGUGGAGCUCCGCUUCCAAAGAAAUGCCCUGGUGAUGAACAUUCGCAUUCUCCGACAAGUUUAAUCCCAACUCAUGUAGAAAAACAUAAAGGAGAUGAAGCUGAAAAGGUAUGGUUUUACCUGGUUGUAAUGAGUGGUUAUGCCACAGGGCUAUGGGGAGUUAUUGGAGUUUUGUUGUUGAAGAAGAGCUGGAGACAUGCUUAUUUUCAGUUUCUGGAAAUGACCAAAGACAAGGUACUUGUUGCGAUAACAGCGAGAAUGGCUCGAUGGCACGGAUGA
Molecule: messenger RNA, 3096 nt
Organism: Camellia sinensis
Lineage: Eukaryota; Viridiplantae; Streptophyta; Magnoliopsida; Ericales; Theaceae
Source: RefSeq, a predicted model, not a curated record